Messenger RNA from Clunio marinus, 555 nucleotides. Lineage: Eukaryota; Metazoa; Arthropoda; Insecta; Diptera; Chironomidae. The record is from the annotation of a GenBank genome assembly.
AUGAGUGGCCGCGACGAAUAUUACCGCGUCCACGCUGACCUGGUCAACGCCUUCUUUCGCGCCUUUGCGCCUGACUUUGACAUGCCAUCGCUAAUACCUUGUCAACCCACGGAAGACUCUUCCGACGAUCCCUCCAAAAAGACAGCCAAAACUUCAACCGAGAAAGUUGCUGGAGCUGCCGAAGUCUAUUGUUCUUGUAAAGACACGGAAUCGAGACCUUGUCAACCCACGGAAGACUCUUCCGACGAUCCCUCCAAAAAGACAGCCAAAACUUCAACCGAGAAAGUUGCUGGAGCUGCUGAAGGCGAUCUCAGUGAGUCUUCACCACCAGAAAAUAGUUCUGAUUCCGAUUUGGAACUCAACAACACAGUUGUUGCCGCUCAACUCGAACCUGUUGCUGAUCAGGUCGAUGUUUCCAACCAGGUCGAACCCGUAGUCGUUCCCGCUGAACCCGUAGCCGUUCCCGCUGAACCCGUAGUCGUUCCCGUGCGUCCGCGACCCGUUAUCGAAUACGAACUGGACAAUGAUGAAGAUCCUGAAUACGAAUAUUCGUAA